AUGACUGGCUCAAACAAGAAAGUACUUGUCCUAGGUCGGUUACACAAGUCCUCAGGUGCUGUAGGAAGACCAGCUCCGCUCACACCGUCCUACUCUCUCCUCCCGUAACUGUCACCUGACCGCGGCCGUUCCACUCGGGCGCUCGGGUUCGCACGUUGGUGUACGCUGCGACUCGAUCCCACUCGUUCUCACCCGCCAACCGUUCUGGAACAACUCUCUCCAGGUUCGGGUAACUUUGGAUCGUACGUGGCUUCCCUGUCUCUACUGGGUCCCACAGGUUCGCUCCCAUCACCGUUCGAGGACCAUCCUCGGUCGUCGUCAUAGACUCCGAGUCGGGAUACCGCACCACUCCCACUUCCCAGUCUUGGUCUCGACUUGCGCAUCCCACUCCGGUGAUAGCGGCUUGUUUUCUCGUUUCUGAUUUUCACGCUCCCCUCGCAGUUGUCUCGCCGACCACCUCGGUGACAUCGAGCACAAGGUCUUCAUCCACUGUCGCUCCCAAGCGACGAUCGACUCGCUCAACACCCAUCGCAGGAACCCAAAGUACCUCACCGACCACGAGUUCUCCGCGAACCUGACCGCGAUCGGGCCCGAGCCACCCACGACCGAGUUCUUGCAGGGAUGUGACGUAAUCGUGUUUGCGAUCCCUACACAGUCCAUGAGGUUCGUACCCCUACAGUGCCGAAAACGAGUCAAGCAAGCAGAAUUUUGCUCAUAAUGAUCUCCCGUCGUUGCCUGUGAUGCAGAUCCGUACUCAAACCCCUCAAGCUCGAAUCUAUCAAAAAUCUGCCUCUCCUCGUGUUCGUCAACAAAGGUAUCGAGAUCGGGACCAACAAGUUGCCUCUUGAAGUGAUCGAGGAAACGUGCGGGCCCGAAGUCGCUCGCGUGUCGACAUUCCUGGUCAGUCAUGCGUAUACUGUCGAGCGGUCUUGAUCAUACGCAGAUAGCUCGUGCUGACGACUGAUCCGUUGUCGUUCAGAGUGGCCCCUCGUUCGCAAAAGAGAUUGUCAAGCGACAACCGACCCAAGUCUCGGUUGCCGCGCUUUCGGAGGAGCAUGCGACCCGGACCGCUGAGCUCUUCCACCAACCCUGGUUCCGAUGCUAGUACGUCGUCGAGACUCUCGAUUCCAUCCCCUUCUUUCCUUGGAGCAUCCUCCUACUGAUCACGAUUAUUCAUUGUCUCCCUUUUCGCAGCGUCAACCCAGACCCAAUCGGGAUCGAACUCGCCGGAGCCUUAAAGAACGUCUACGCCAUCGCGUCGGGCGUCGCCUCUGGCCUAGGCUACGAAUCCAAUACCCGCGCCGGACUCGUCACUCGAGGUUUGGCCGAAAUGACCCGGAUCGGAGUAGCGUACGGUGCGGACCCUUUGACGUUCCUCUCCCUCGCCGGAGUUGGCGACCUUUUCCUCACUUGUUCGUCGACCAAAUCGCGUAAUUUCACCGUUGGGGAGAGGUUGGGUAAGGGCGAAGAUCUUGAUCAUAUCAUCGAGACGUUGGGUUCGGUCGCCGAAGGUGUCGAUACCGCCAAAUCGGCAUAUGCGAUGGUCAAGGAGAAGGGUAUCGAUGCGCCGAUCUUGGAACAUGUUUAUCGGUGCUUAUGGGAGGGGGAAACGGCGGGUGAGAUGGCGAAAAAGUUGAUGUCGUUGCGGAUGAUGAGUGAGAUGGAAGGUAUCCACGAUACGGGUAGUGCCGCGGCUAGCCCAAAGGGAACUCCCAAGGGAUCCGCAAGUGGGCUCAAGUUGGCUCCUUGA
This is a messenger RNA of Microbotryum saponariae, 1750 nucleotides long. The record is from the annotation of a GenBank genome assembly. Lineage: Eukaryota; Fungi; Basidiomycota; Microbotryomycetes; Microbotryales; Microbotryaceae.